Molecule: messenger RNA, 3951 nt
Organism: Balaenoptera musculus (blue whale)
Lineage: Eukaryota; Metazoa; Chordata; Mammalia; Artiodactyla; Balaenopteridae
Gene: CABP1
Product: calcium binding protein 1
Exons: 6
Coding region: 1-1107 (368 amino acids)
Molecular function (GO): calcium ion binding
Source: RefSeq, a predicted model, not a curated record
AUGGGCGGCGGCGACGGGGCCGCAUUUAAGCGGCCGGGGGACGGCGCCCGCCUCCAGCGCGUCCUCGGGCUCGGCUCCCGCCGGGCGCCCCGCUCUCUGCCCGCCGGGGGCCCAGCGCCGCGCCGCACCGCUCCGCCCCCGCCGGGCCAUGCGAGCGCGGGCCCCGCCGCGAUGAGCUCGCACAUCGCUAAAAGCGAGUCCAAGACGUCGCUGCUGAAGGCGGCGGCGGCGAGCGGGGGCAGCCGGGCUCCCCGCCACGGCCCUGCCCGGGAGCCAGUGCUGUCCAGCCGCCGGCUGCCCGGCCCCUGUCCGGGCACGCCGCCGCCGUCCGGGGACCCCAGUUCGCGGAGGCCCCUGUGCCGGCCGGCGCCGCGAGAGGAGGGCGCGCGGGGGAGCCGGCGCGGGCUCCCCCAGGCGCACUGCAGGCCCCGGGAGGCGCCGCCGGCCGCGGCGUCCCGACCUUCGCCGCCGUCGCCGCUGCCGCCGGCCCGCGGGCGGGAUGGGGAGGAACGGGGGCUGUCCCCGGCGCUCGGCCUCCGGGGCUCUCUACGAGCCCCGGGUCGCGGGGACUCCGCUCCAGCCGCCGCGUCCGAGGCAGACCCGUUCCUCCACCAGCUGCGCCCCAUGCUCAGCUCCGCCUUCGGCCAGGACAGAUCACUGCGGCCAGAGGAGAUUGAAGAGCUCCGGGAGGCCUUCAGAGAGUUUGACAAAGACAAGGACGGCUACAUCAACUGCCGGGACCUGGGCAACUGCAUGCGCACCAUGGGCUACAUGCCCACCGAGAUGGAGCUUAUCGAGCUGUCUCAGCAGAUCAACAUGAACCUGGGUGGCCAUGUGGAUUUUGAUGACUUUGUGGAGCUAAUGGGACCUAAACUCCUGGCGGAGACAGCAGAUAUGAUUGGAGUAAAGGAACUGCGAGAUGCCUUCCGAGAGUUUGACACCAAUGGUGAUGGGGAGAUAAGUACCAGUGAGUUACGAGAGGCCAUGAGGAAACUCCUGGGUCAUCAGGUGGGACACCGAGACAUAGAGGAAAUUAUCCGAGAUGUGGACCUCAAUGGGGAUGGACGAGUGGACUUUGAAGAGUUUGUCCGGAUGAUGUCCCGCUGAGGCCGCCAGGGCCCCUCCAGGACUGCCAAGCUCCACGGGCGGGGAGAAGAGGAGCCGGAGCUCGCCUCAUCCCGCCGCCGCCGCCGCCGCCCAGAGCCCGGGACGUACUGGCGGAUGGGGCCUGCCUGCACCCCGGGGAGGUGCCCACCCCGGACCCCCGCCCCUCCGCACUGUGAAAGACUCACAACUCCUGCAACUGGAAAGGGGGCGCCCGCCGACCAGGAGGCCACCGCGCCAGGCCGGCGGAAGUCAGGCCGGGCGCCGAGUGCCAUAGACCCAGCCGCUGCUGGCUGGGGGCGCCCCACACAGCAUGUCUGCCCCCCGGGGCAGAGCCUCUCGCCGCCCUCCUUAGCUCUGUGCCCGUCCCCCCCUCGCCUCAGCCCUGUUAUCUCAGAACCAAUAAAAAUAUUUCCAAGAGAAAGGCAGCCGUUGGGCGGGGGUGGGGGGGGGUGGGGGUCUUUGCUUCUCCAGCCUGGUUGGAUGACACACGCGUUUCCUGAGUACCGGCUGCGCGCCCAGAACUGGGUGAACCUCCCUGCACUCAACUUGUACUGAGUUCCCAUUAGGCACCCAGCCUCUUCCACCUUUAACUGAAAGGGAGACUGGGGCAUAUAGUGAUGUAGCUGGAUUUGCCUCUACCCCAAACAAAGUCAAGUUCUGUAAGGAAAGGAGACUGGAUAUUGGUUGGGUAAGCAUCUAGCAGGGUCUGCCUCACUUCCUGCCUCCCUGGAGCUUUCACACUGGUCGAGAUAAUCACAUCCAUAUGUGAUUGCAAAUUGUGAUCCUGCUUUUAAGGAAAAAUGCAGGGACCUUUGGUGGGGUAGGAUAAGGAGGCCUGGACUACUCUCUGGGGAGAUCAGGAGAGGCUUUCCUGAGGAAGUGAUAACAAGGUUUUUGCCCUGGAGGAAAUCCCAGUGCGUGUGAGGACACGAAUGUAUUAGAAUGGAAUCAGCUGCCAGCCUCUCUGCCGAGUGAAAAGCAGGAUGGUAUAGUAGUUAGGUGCUGGAUUUACUUGCUGUGUGACUUUGGGCCAGUCACGUCUCCUCUCUGAACCUCAGUUUCCUCAUGUGCAAUAAGGGGAUAAUAAAGGAUAAUAAAGUCCACAGUAAAUGAUCUCAGGGUAUUGCAUUGCCCACCUCCAGGGGCUGUGAAAUUGUGCAAAGUGGCAUUAUUAAACAGGAUCCAUUGUAAUCAUUGUAAUUAAUUUCUAUAAGCCAAGGGCUGAAGGAAUCCAAAGGAGAAGUUUGUGGGUAGAAGUCGCCCAGAAUCUUUGACAGGCUUGCGGCAUAAUCGGACAGGUGUGUGGGAUGGACCCAUGUUCUCCAAGCCAGUGGUUCUCAAACUUGAGUAUUUUCAUCAGAAUCGCUUGGAGGGUUUGUUAGCCCCGCCCCCAGAUCUGGGCCCCACCCAGUGAUUCAGAUUCAGUGAAUUUGCAUCUCUAACAAGUUCCAGGGCAUGCUUGAUGCUGUCAGGACCUCAAUUUGGAUAACACUGCUGUAAAUCCCAGACACGAGGGAGGCAGGUGUGCUGUGGGCUAAAGGCUGGAAGCAGAAGGUAGGUGGAGGAUUCGUGCUCUCCGAUCUGGCAGGGAAGGACUGUGGGCCCCGCCCCCCGCCAGAGGCCUGGGUAAUCCUCGUGUCCCCGAGGCCAGGGUGGCUGGGAGCUCCAAAUUCACUUGAAUAAUCCAAUUCUGAGACUAAGCCCUUGGCUCUGUGCCCCAGUAGGCAGGCCUGCAGCCCUGCCUGCUCCUGUACCUAGCUCUGCCCAAAGACCCCCAGAUCUACACUGUUUCAGAAAUCCAGUGACCUUGGAGGGCCAGAGGAGCCAUUUGUAGAAAGGGGGCUUCUGGGGGCAUCUGUGUCCGCUGACAGGAUGAGCCCUUGGGGGCACCACAGGGAGAGGGUAGAGUUAGGGUGUCAGCUAGGACACUUCUGUCCUCAGUAUUGUGGCCUCCUAAAAUCAUAGACAAGGCAGCUGUGAUAAAGCGACUUGAGAAGAUGACAGGCCACUGUUCAGAGGAGCGCUCAAGUCAAGGGGAGGCCCAGAGGUGGGGCUUCUGCCUCUGCUAAUGCUGAAACUAGUGCUUCUCCCCUUGAAUUUGUCUUAUAUCUAGGGGUUCCUAAUAAGAUCAUUUGAAGAAAAGUUUCUCUUACUUUCCAAGAACUGAGACCCAUUUUCCUAGAUGGACCCUAUCCCAGGUAGGAAUUCUUUCUGCAUCUUCACCCCUGGGUGGGUGGGUGUCAUCUUAGAAGAGUUCUCCUUGUCUGUAAGGUCUUAAACUGGGCCUGGAUUUGCCUCCUUGUGACUUGUAAAGUGCAACUCAUUCAUGCAUGCAUUCAACCACUGUUUAUUGAGCACCUACUAUGUGCCAGAUCCUGUGCCAGGGUCCCUGUCUUCUAGGAGCUCAGACUGGAAGGGGAAACGGAUAAGAAAACAGACAAGGCUAAUGUAGUGGUAUAAGUGCUAUUUACUAGGUUACUUAUGAGGUUAGCCUAGGAGAAGUGAGGGUACUAAAAGAUACCCACCAAAUCUAGUGGGGUGGAAGGGACAGAUCUGCUAGGACCUGAAGGCUCAGCCAUGCUCAGUCAGAGGAAGUGAGGGGAAGAGUGUUUCCGGUUGAAGGAACAGCAGAAGCAAAGACCUGGAGGUAAGGGAGAGUGUGACUCCUUUGGGAAACGAAGCAGAAUUCCACUUGCCUGGUGUACUGGGCUGGAGGGAGGAGCAGAGAUGAUGCUGGUCAGAGAGGCAAGGCCUGACCCUACCGCAGACCUUGGAGGGUGGAGUGGCUCAGGUGGGACUUCUUUUUUUUUUUUUUUUUGUUUUUUUUUUUUUUUUUUUUUUUUA